Molecule: messenger RNA, 363 nt
Organism: Penicillium alfredii
Lineage: Eukaryota; Fungi; Ascomycota; Eurotiomycetes; Eurotiales; Aspergillaceae
Product: mRNA splicing protein SMD1
Exons: 3
Coding region: 1-363 (120 amino acids)
Biological process (GO): RNA processing; spliceosomal snRNP assembly
Cellular component (GO): precatalytic spliceosome; pICln-Sm protein complex; U12-type spliceosomal complex
Molecular function (GO): RNA binding
Source: RefSeq, a predicted model, not a curated record
AUGAAGCUCGUCCGCUUUUUGAUGAAAUGCGCCAAUGAGACGGUGACCCUUGAGCUGAAGAAUGGCACAAUUCUUCAUGGCACCAUCACCUCCGUCUCCCCGCAGAUGAAUACCGCCCUCCGCACCGUCAAGAUGACCCCCAAAGGCCGAGACCCAAUCUCUCUCGACACCAUCAACAUCCGUGGCUCCACCAUUCGCUACUACAUUCUUCCCGAUAGCUUGCCGCUGGAUACCCUGCUUGUGGAUGAUGCCCCGAAGCCCAAGAACAAGGCACGCAAGGAGGCAGACCGUGGUCGCGGCCGCGGGGGACCUCGAGGUGGCCGAGGCCGGGGUCGUGGCCGUGGGCGGGGACGAGGAUUUUAA